AUGCCUCAAAAACAAAAGAAAAGAUCCAGGAAACUAAAUAAGGAAAGUGAUUCUACACAAUUAAAGGUUGAUGACAAUAAAGUGAAUAAUGAAUCAAAAAAAGGCACUUCCCAUAAUCCUCUCGAUGCCUUAUCCGAUAAAUUCAUUAAUUUAAAUGAUUUGCAGCAAAAGAAUAAAGGCAUCCUUCCACAAAAAGGAAUAUUAGAGUUAGAACUCGAAGCGUUAGUGUUUGAAGACCUUUACAAACCGGAGAGUGAAAUAAAUCUCAAUACUAGGCAAUUGGAUAAUACGACAAAACAAGAAAAAUUAUCUAGUGAAGACGAGGAGGAGUCUGAAGCGGACAAAGACGACAUGCCCUCACAUGUUUUCGAUACCACACCGCCGGUUCCCUACUCUAUCGAUACUUUACCUGAAACACGCGUAAAUAAUGAUGAAAGUAUCAAUUUGGAAGAAAUCGAUCAAGUUACCUCUCAAGGAGGAAUUGAAAGCGUAUGGCAAGAUUCCGAUGACGAAAAUGUCACCGUAUCUUUAAAAAGUAAAAAUAUGUUGAAAAAAUUGAGGAUGACUGAAGAUGAUGAUUUAAUAUCCGGGGAUCAAUAUGAAAAGAGAUUGAGAAACCAAUUUGAGAAACUUCAUCCAACACCAAAUUGGGCUGUCGUGCCUUCAAAACGUAAAAGACAAACGGACAAUGAAAGGAUGGAAGAUUCUGACAAAGACUUAUCUGAGAUAGAUGAUGUAGCAGAAUCAGGCAAAAACAAGUGGAAAUUAAAGGCAAAAAGGCUUGAAAUUUAUCGGGUGAAAGAUGCCAAUCAAGCAGCAUAUUCACAGUGUGUAAUACAAUCAUUGAAGUUUCAUCCAAAUUCACAAGUAUUGAUGACCGCGGGAAUAGAUAAGACAAUAAAAUUAUUCCAGAUUGACGGCGUUAAAAACCCGAAAAUUCAAUCGGUAUUUUUCAAUGAUUUGCCAAUUUUAAAAGCAGAAUUUAAUCCAAGUGGUUCGGAAAUCAUUGCAACCGGGCGACGGAAGUAUUUUUAUAUUUAUAACAUCGAGGCGGGAAAUGUAGAUAGAUCUCAAGGAAUAUUUGGAUCGGAAGAUAAAAGUCUUGAAAACUUUUCGAUAUCCCCUUGCGGAAAAUAUAUUGUAUUUGUAGGGAACAAUGGUUAUUUAACUUUAGUUAGCUAUCAAACGAAACAAUGGGUUGGUAAAUUUAAAAUGAAUGGCUCCGCCAAUUCGGUUGCUUGGUCCAGUGAUAGCAAGUAUUUGUUUUCAGUUAGCGGUGACGCAGCAGUUUAUCAAUGGGAUGUAGGUGAACGAAAAUCUGUGCAUUACUUCAUGGAUGAAGGUGGGUAUAACCCCAAGAAAAUUGCAAUCUCCAGCAAUAAUAAUUUAUUUGCCAUCGGUUCGCAUUCCGGUAUUGUUAACGUUUAUGAUGGAUCUUGUUUGUCUUCAACAAAUCCAAAGCCUAAGAAAUCUAUAAUGAACCUAACAACAAGCGUCCACGACAUGAAAUUCAAUCAUGACACUCAGAUCCUUGGAAUCUCGAGCCAUUCUAAGCGAGAACAGUUAAAAAUGGUUCAUUUACCUUCAUUCAACGUGUUUCCAAAUUGGCCAAAUUUGUCAAAUCCUUUGGGUAUUGUUAAAUGCUUUGAUUUUUCCCCAAAUAGCGGUUAUCUUGCUAUAGGUAAUGAAAAGGGUAAAGCACUUUUAUAUAAGCUGCGUUCUUAUCCAAAUGCAUAA
Funneliformis caledonium is the source of this 1737-nucleotide messenger RNA. Lineage: Eukaryota; Fungi; Glomeromycota; Glomeromycetes; Glomerales; Glomeraceae. The record is from the annotation of a GenBank genome assembly.